AUGCGGUCAUCACUGAGACUGCUUGCGGCCAUUGCCCGCGACCAACCGUCAAAGUUGAGGAAGCCGGCCGUUAGCUUCGACCAUUUCAUCCAAAGACAACGAGUUCUCGGCCUAUGGAGAGAAAUUGUCAGAGCUCUGAACAAGAUUCCCAACUCGCCGACGAAGGUUGAGUUACGAAACUAUGCUCGCGAGGAGUUUGAGCGCCACCGCAAUGUGACCGACUUGCAACAUAUACGGUAUUUACAUUCGACUGGCAAGUCGGAAUUCCAGACCAUGAGACGGUAUAUCGAUGAACUGGUGGGUUGA
Aspergillus chevalieri is the source of this 306-nucleotide messenger RNA. Its product is annotated as LYR motif-containing protein 2. Lineage: Eukaryota; Fungi; Ascomycota; Eurotiomycetes; Eurotiales; Aspergillaceae. The transcript is spliced from 5 exons. Gene Ontology annotation, cellular component: mitochondrion. Bases 1 to 306 code for a protein of 101 amino acids. The record is from RefSeq and is a predicted model, not a curated record.